ACAAAGGUUGGGCGCAAAAGUUGGGCACGGUUUUCCCACACUCAAUUUCUCAAUUUCUCCUUUUUAAGAACAAACAAACCCCAUCUCUGCUCAUCACCAUCUCCGCUCCUUCACUGCGCCGUAACCAGAUCUCCCUCAAUCCUCCAAUUUACCGGUCGCAAAUAAUGGCGAUACCAACUCAAAACACCGCCGUUCUUGUAUUCGUCGUCGCAACGGGAGUAUUGAUGAGCAGUGCGUGGGCUCAUUCGCCGGCGCCGGCGCCGGCGCCUGGAACAGAGACUGCAGCGGCGCCGACGGCGGACUGUUUAGCGAAUCUGCUGAACAUGUCGGAUUGCGUGCCGUAUGCGGAGGUAGGAAGCAAUCUGACGAAGCCUGAUAAAGCGUGCUGCCCGGAGCUGGCGGGGCUGGUGGAAGGAGCUCCGCAGUGCUUGUGUUAUUUGUUUGAUGGAAAGACUGCGCAGCAGUUCGGCAUCAAUGUCGAUAUGGAUAGAGCUCUCAAGCUUCCUUCUGUCUGCAGCGUUGCUACUCCGCCGACUAGCUUGUGCUCACUUUUGGGCAUCCCAGUUCCUUCUCCAGCUGCCGCUCCGGGCGCAUCAAAUACUCCAGGCUUAGGACCAAGUACAGCAGCAAGCCCUACAACCGAUGGCAAUGACAGAGGAGCUGCUUCUUCCAUGGUACUUUCUUCUCCACUUCUUGCCCUGAGCAUUGGAUUAUUGCUGAUCGAGCAAACCAUUUAGAUUUCAGUUUCAAUUAUUUGCCCUUCUUUUCUUUUUAAUUUAAAUUUGUGAAAUUAUGUUUAUCAUUAGAUAAUUCUAUACCUAGCACCACCAUCAUUAAUAAUUGUAGGAGUUUAUGUAAUUUAUUAUUGUUGUUACCAAUUUCCAUUUAUUUUAUGUUAGAACAAGAACAAGAACAUCACAAUUUGUUUGACGAGAAAAUUUUUAUUCGGAAGUUACCAUUG
Molecule: messenger RNA, 961 nt
Organism: Carica papaya (papaya)
Lineage: Eukaryota; Viridiplantae; Streptophyta; Magnoliopsida; Brassicales; Caricaceae
Product: non-specific lipid transfer protein GPI-anchored 11-like
Source: RefSeq, a predicted model, not a curated record